AUGAUUAGAACGUUUGUUCCUGGACGUGCAAGAGCAUCAGCUCGCUUGCUUUCCCAUGCCAAAGCCCCCUCUCGCACAUUUUCGUUGUUACACAGGGUUCCAGUAAAAUCUACGAUUACUAGAACAUCCUUAAGCACUGAACAAUUUAGAUUUUACUCUGAUAAACCUCAACCUAAGUUGACUGUCGAGAACUAUCCAAAUGUGAAGAGACUAGAAUCUUUCAAGAAACUAGGCAAGGAGGAUUUGGAUUAUUUCAAGACCAUUCUAAGCGAACAGGAAAUAUUAGAGGCCAAUGCUGAAGAAGACUUGGCCUUCUACAAUGAAGAUUGGAUGAGAAAGUAUCGCGGCCAAUCCAAGUUAGUUUUGAGACCUAAGACAACCCAGCAAGUAUCCCAAAUUUUAAAGUACUGUAACGAACAGCAUCUUGCGGUCGUACCACAAGGUGGUAACACUGGUCUUGUUGGUGGAUCUGUUCCUGUCUUUGAUGAAAUCGUGUUAAGUUUAACGCAAUUAAACAAGAUCAGAGAGUUCGAUGAAGUUUCUGGUAUUCUAAAAUGUGAUGCCGGUGUCAUCUUAGAAGCGGCAGACACAUUUUUAGCGGAACAUGGGUAUAUUUUCCCAUUGGAUUUAGGUGCCAAGGGCUCUUGCCACGUCGGUGGUGUUGUCGCAACUAACGCUGGUGGUCUCAGACUAUUGCGCUACGGUUCUUUACAUGGAACGGUUUUGGGCCUUGAAGUUGUCUUGCCCAACGGUGAAAUUGUAAACAGUAUGCAAGCUUUAAGAAAAGACAACACUGGUUAUGAUUUGAAGCAACUAUUUAUUGGUUCAGAGGGAACAAUUGGUGUUAUCACCGGUGUUUCCAUUCUCUGUCCACCCAGACCAAACGCCUUCAACGUCUCAUUCCUUGGUGUCGAGAGUUACGAGGCCGUUCAGAAAGUGUUUGUUCAAGCAAAGAAGGAACUAGGUGAGAUUUUAUCCGCAUUUGAGUUUAUGGACCUCAAGUCCCAAAACCUAACAAAGAUUCAUUUGGCAGACAUGGAACAUCCUUUGUCCGAUGACCACCCAUUCUAUAUCUUAAUUGAAACCUCUGGUUCUAACAAGGACCAUGAUGAUGCAAAGCUAGAGAGUUUCCUUGAAUCCGCUAUGGAAGAAGGCCUAGUGCUUGACGGUGUUGUUGCACAAGAUGAAACAGAACUAAAAAAUCUAUGGCAAUGGAGAGAAAUGGUACCAGAAUCCUCUCAAGCAGCAGGUGGUGUCUACAAAUACGACGUUUCAUUACCUUUGAAAGAUUUGUAUUCUCUAGUAGAUGCUGCUAAUGCAAGAUUGGAGGAACAUGGUUUAUCCAGCACAGAAGAUGAGUCCAAGCCUGUCAUUUCCGCUGUCGGAUACGGCCACGUAGGUGACGGUAACUUACAUCUAAAUGUUGCUGUGAGAAGAUACACAAAAGAAGUGGAAAAGUGCCUCGAACCAUUUGUAUAUGAAUUCGUCGCCUCCAAGAAUGGUUCUAUUAGUGCUGAACAUGGUCUUGGUUUCCAGAAGAAGAACUACAUUGGAUAUUCUAAAUCAGACCAAGAAAUAAAAAUGAUUAAGCAAUUGAAACAAUUGUACGAUCCAAACGCUAUCCUAAACCCAUACAAGUAUGUUUGA
Messenger RNA from Kluyveromyces marxianus DMKU3-1042, 1647 nucleotides. It is a transcript of the gene DLD2, whose product is annotated as D-lactate dehydrogenase. The record is from RefSeq and is a predicted model, not a curated record. Bases 1 to 1647 code for a protein of 548 amino acids. Gene Ontology annotation, molecular function: FAD binding; catalytic activity. Gene Ontology annotation, cellular component: mitochondrion. The transcript has a single exon. NCBI's taxonomy places the organism in Eukaryota, Fungi, Ascomycota, Saccharomycetes, Saccharomycetales, Saccharomycetaceae.